AUUAUUUUAGCCCCCCUCCUCCCCUCCUGAACUGAUAAUGCACGCGCGAGCUCGAGGUCUCUCUUGUCGGUUAAUUUGCUCACAUCCGAAUUCAAUUCACUGCAUUAUCCGAUUUGUUGCACAAUCGCGCUACAUCAUUAGCCGCUGCUAAGCUAACGCGCAGUGUGGAUUACUGAAGCUUUGCUACUCGAGCCUGUAUGACUUAUUUUCCCAAUCGUUUUGUAAGGAGUCCCGCUCCUGCGCUGUGAUUGGCUAAUAAUUCGGACUCCUUACCAUUCUGAAGCGUGUACAGCGACUCUAGCCAAUCAGGGCGCAGAAGGCGGGAUGUCGCUAUCCAGUCAUAGCGCAGGUGUCGGAAUGCGGGUGGGACAAUAACAAGCGAGUGUUGGCUGAUACUGAUUUGGUAAUGAAACAUAAACAAGCUGUAAACAUGUUUUGGGGUUUAAGUACUGAGGUCCGUUUUAACGUGGCAGUAUGAGUUCAAAGGGGGGCGGUACAGCCCUGACCCGACGAAAUUAUCGCCUGGCAUCAGAUACAGACAAACCCAAAGCCACAGGUAUUGUGAAUGAGAAGUUGUUGAGUGACUACCUGCACCAAGUCUUUCCUGCUUCCAGUAAACAGGCUCCAGCAUCGGCGACCUACAGAAAACCCUUGACAUUCCAGGAUCUCGGCGCUCACCUGGAGAAGCUGCUGUCCGAGGAUGAGCCUGCUGAGGACAGCCCAGAUCACGCAGACGGGCGACUCGGACCCUCUACCGUUGUCCUGGACCACACCAGUGGAUUCGAAGGCCUCUUAUUUGUAGAUGAUGAUCUUUUAGGAGUCAUUGGCCAUAGCAAUUUCAGUUCAAUAAGGGCUGCAACCUGUGUAUUCAAAGGGAAAUGGAUGUACGAGGUGCUGAUCUCAUCGCAAGGUUUGAUGCAGAUAGGAUGGUGCACACUGAACUGCAGAUUCAACCAGGAGGAGGGAGUUGGAGAUACUCCGGACUCGUAUGCGUACGAUGGUAAUCGGGUCAGAAAGUGGAACGUGACAACCACCAACUAUGGCAAAUCAUGGGCUGCAGGGGACAUUGUUAGCUGCAUGAUAGACCUUGACGAAGGAACAAUUACUUUUUGUUUGAAUGGACAGUCCCUUGGUACGGCUUUCAGUAAUAUCAAAAUGGGUCCAGGGAUCGCCUACUUCCCCGCUAUCAGUCUUUCAUUCAAAGAGUCUGUGGCCUUUAACUUCGGCAGCCGCCCACUCAGGUAUCCUGUGGAAGGCUAUCAUCCCCUUCAGGACCCUCCAACUGCUGACCUCUUCAAAGCCAAGAGGCUGCUGGGAUACAUGAAGAAUGUGAUGUCUACUGGCAUAGACACACAGGAGGAGAAGCUCAUUGAGAGGGACAUGGUAUCCUGGCAGCUUCAAGGAGAGCCCACUGUCCUGGUCACGCUCGCACAUAUCUUCAAUUACUUUGCUCCUCUCAUGUGUAAAGUGUACCUGGUAGAAGACGUCCUGAUGAGCUUCCUGCUGGGUAUUCUGGAGGGCGGCGGCUCUGUGGAUGAACAUCCGCUAAUCCAGCAGCUGCUUGAGCUCUUCUGGUUGCUCAUGGAGGACUUUGAGGUUAACGAGUGCCUGAAGCAGUUGAUGAUGUCGUUGCUCAGGGCGUACCGUUUCUCACCCAUCAUCCCUGACCUUGGCUUCCAGAUUCACUAUCUGCGCUUGACAACUGCCAUUUUACGCCAUGAGAAGUCUAGAAAGUACCUCCUAAGCAAUGUAUUAUUCGACGUGCUGCGCUCCGUGGUGUUUUUCUACAUCAAGACUCCUCUAAGGGUGAAGGAGGCCGGUUUGGAGGAGCUCAUCCCCACCACAUGGUGGCCAACACACUUUGACAAAGAGGGUAAGGACGAAAAGGACCCGAGACAUGAGAGCGCGGAGGAGAGACUCAGACGGCGAGCAUACGAGCGAGGAUGUCAGAGACUCAAAAAGAGGAUUGAGGUGGUGGAGGAGCUGCAGGUUCAGAUCCUGAGGCUGAUGCUAAAUAACAAGGACAAAGGGACGGGCGAAGCUUCUCGAUACAUUUUCCUCAACAAAUUCCGCAAAUUCCUGCAGGAGAACGCAAGCAACCGUGGGAACCCGACGGUGUUGUGCCCUCCGGAGUACAUGGUGUGCUUCAUGCAUCGGCUCAUAACAGCAGUCAGGGGCUACUGGGACGAAGGAAAACGCAAGAGGCCAGGAGCCAUUAGCAGUGAAGACGCCUACGUCCCCCCACAGCUUUUCUACAACGGGAAGGUGGACUACUUUGACCUGCAGCGGCUCGGAGGACUGCUCUCUCAUCUCAAGAAAACGCUGAAAGACGACCUGGCGGCUAAAGCCAACAUCAUUAUCGACCCUGCGGAGAUCCAGGCUGCGUCUAUGGACGAUCUGGAUGAGGAUGAUGAAAGUGGAGCUGCUCAGAGGCCGUCUGGUGCAGCAGCGAUGGGCGGAGCUUUGGCCAGGCCGAGCUGGCUGAGUUCUCCCACUCUGGGCAGAGCCAAUCGUUUUCUCAGUACGGCCGCGGUCAGCCUCAUGACCCCACGGCGACCUUUGGCCCCCCCGGAAAAGGUCAAAGUGCGCACUCUGCCUGUGGAGCAGAGGACAGAAGAGGACAUCGAGGGAAGCCAUGGUAACGAUGGGCUGUUGCUGGGGCGACCGUUGGAAGAGCCCGAGCAGCCAAUCACGGAGAAGUCCCUGCUGGAGAUCCUGGAUGGAAUCGUGAUGAUGUACAACCUGAGCGUUCACCAGCAGCUGGGCAAGAUGGUGGUCGUGUCGGAUGACGUGCAUGAGUACGCCGUCGCCCUGAAAGACACAGAAGAGAAGAUAGCCCGAUGUCCAGGAAGAAGAGCAGACAUUCUGGAGGAGCUGCAAAAGAGCCAGAAGGUGUUUGCUGAGAAGCUCAACCACCUGAGCCGCAGGUUGGCCUGGAUCAACGCCACCAUUUACUCCAAGGAGAAGAUGCUGGAUAUCUACUGGCUCUUGCGUGUGUGCAUCUGCACUAUCGAGCACGCCGACGACACAGGCUCGUUGUUUGCCUUCACCCCCGAGUUCUACCUCAACGUGGCCAUGAAUAGCUACAGUGCGCUUAAGAACUACUUCAGCCCUUCCAACAGCAUGGAGGAGCUCCAAGGUUAUGAGGACACGCUCACUCAGCUCGCUGCUAUCCUCGCUAAGCACUUUGCAGACCCGCGCAUCGUGGGCACAGAUAUUAAAGAUUCACUGAUGCAGGCUUUGGCCAGCUACGUGUGCUACCCACAUUCUCUCAGAGCUGUGGAGAGGAUCUCUGAGGAGCAGCGGGUGGCUAUGAUGAGAAACCUGUUGGCGCCAUAUGAACAGCGACCGUGGGCUCAGACUAACUGGAUUCUCGUCCGCUUGUGGAGGGGUUGUGGGUUUGGCUACAGGUACACACGGCUGCCUCACCUGCUCAAAACCAAGCCCGAGGAUGCCAACCUGCCCAGCCUGCAGAAACCCUGUCCAUCACUUCUGCUCCAAAAGCAUAUGGCGGAGCUCCUGAAUCAGGACAAAGAGAUGGCUGCUAGCUUCCUCAACAGCGUCCUCAACCAGCUCAACUGGGCCUUCUCAGAGUUCAUUGGCAUGAUCCAGGAGAUCCAGCAGGCAGCAGAGCGUCCAGAGCGUAACUUUGUGGACACAAGGCAGCUGAAAGUGUGUGCCACAUGCUUCGACUUGUCUGUCAGUCUACUGCGUGUGCUGGAAAUGACCGUCACCCUGGUACCCGAGAUCUUCUUGGACUGGAGCCGACCCUCAGCCGAGCUUCUGCUCCGUCGCUUGGCUCAGCUCCUAAACCAGGUGCUGAACCGAGUGACUGCUGAGAGAAACCUUUUCGACCGCGUGGUCAACCUUCGGCUUCCAGGGCUGGAGAGCGUGGAUCAUUACCCCAUACUAGUUGCAGUUACGGGUAUUCUGGUGCGAGUCCUGGUCGACUCCGAGAGACAGGGGAUUGCUCAGGCUGCCUCGGUGCUGCUGUCAGACCCGUGUUUCCAGCUUCACUCCAUCCAGCACCUGCUGGGACGGGGAGAAGCCAGUGCUGGAGCAGAUCCCAAACACUUCUCGCUACACUCUUAUACAGACUACAUCACUGCAGAAGAAGCGCAGAAAGUGGAAAAGAUGCUGGCUUUCCUGACCGAAGAGUCCAAGCAGGCUGCAGCCACAACAGCACCCACCAGUGAAGACGACUUGUGUCCCAUCUGCUAUGCACACUCCAUAUCGGCCAUCUUCAAGCCUUGUUCCCAUAAAUCCUGCAAAGCCUGCAUCAAUCAACAUUUGAUGAAUAAUAAGGACUGUUUCUUCUGCAAGGCCACAAUCACUGGAGUGGAAGAUUACAGCAAACCUGUUGGCUCUUAGCAUGCCCUUUAGAUGCUCAAACACACACAAACAAAUACAUAUACACACAUACACGCAUGCACAUAUACACACACUGAAAUUCAGCAUCCCUUACCUCUCCAAAGACUGUUCAUCAACAUACUCUUAUGUACAUGCUGGACAACUAUACAGAACAGUAACACACUCAGCAUAUCAUUUAUUAACACUGGACUGUGACUUUAAGACACAGCACACUUGCCACGGCACGGUUUCAGCUUGUGCCAGCUGGUCGAAGUCUGGCUCUAAAUCAUAAAGCAUGGCCGGCUGACAGAGGGGUGAAUGGCGAGAGACAUUUUAUAAUCUCCUUCAUCUUUCUUCCCUCUGGUUACCACUGGCAACUGCAUUACAGCUGCAUCCAUAGGCCAUAGAUAUUGAUCAGGACCAAUGCAGGUGCUCGUCAGUGUCCCUCACAAGAUCACUCUCUGGUCUUAAAACAUUUUUAUAUUCAAAAAAUUGACAGCCAUAUUUGAAGUGGCAUUCAUUUUCCGUGAUUCUAGAGAGAGGUGUCUACACGACUGAUCACUUGAUUAACCUGUUCAUAACAGCUUUAUUAACAUUUUUAUAACGCGUUAAAGGAAUACUCAGAUGUUUUUUUUUUAAAAAUUAUAAUUUCUGUUCACUGUAUCGGGAGAAUAUGUGUGAUUAUAAUGGACAGUAAUUUCUAAAAGUUUUCAGGUACUGAGAAAAAAACAGACUUGAACCUAACAUGUAAUAGAAAUCAAAGGGGCAGUUGUUGAAGUUCAUCAGUAAAUGGUUAAAAUAUGUAAGUAUAUUUAACACAAAUUUUAAACUAACCAUUAAAGCAAAUAAUAAAGAUCUUAGAAUGUGACAUAAAUGAGAGAAUUAAUCCUGUGAUGUUAAAUCUGUGAUAUUUAACACUAUUUUUACUUUUUUUACAGCUCAAUCACAGUUGGAAAUAAGACAUUUUCCAUCUCAUGUCCAAUCUGUUGUAGAUAUUUAGAGCACACAUUACAAGCAAAAGAAAGAAUUCAAACAAAAUACAUAUUUUCCAUAAACGACAACUGCCCUUAGACUUCCAUUAUAAGUAAAUUUUAAGAAAUCUGGUGCUUCGUUGUUUUCUCAGUACGUGGAAAUUUGACGAAGUUAAGUUUCCUGGUAACUACACACACUAGAAAUAUUGUAGCUUGAGAUUUGGUUGAAAAACACCAGACUAUUCCUUUAAUCAUAUGUACUAUAUAGACAGAUCUGCAAUUUCAGGUUUCACUUAAGACAGAAUAUAUCAGUUGCACUCACUGGGUUUGUGAUAACACUUAAGAUAAUUCAGGUCAUUUGAACGUCUGAGCUACACAGUAUUAACGAACGUUUUCACGCUUAUAGUCUAUCCUUUUGCGGUGUAUGAUUAUGUCCUACCCAGGAUGAACCCUUCUGUUGUCUGUUCUUUCACACCUGUUUAUCAUAAGCUAAAUGUCAGACGUUAUCCCGAUCUCCAGGCACUGCUCUUUCUCUUUGCCCUCUGAGCAGGUGUGGUAUUGAGAAUGAGAAUGACAUCCUCUGUGCCUGUUCUACUCUUCUAGGAGUGUAUUGAGAACUAAAGGUGUAAUAUCGUAAAUUCUUCUUUUUCCUAAUUGUUUCCUAUUUGAUUUAUGUUUUCAUGUAGAACUUGAUCACAUUGAACUGACAGCAGUUGCUAUUUAAGGUUUCCCAUGCACACACACUUGCGUACACAGAGAUAAAAGUGUAUAUAAAGUUUGCCCUAAUUCUGAUACAACCCACUAACUAACUAUCCGUUGACUUUUCACACGUCCCUUUAAUGGAGAUUAGAGAAAUGCACUUUCAAGCAAAUACAUUUAUACUUGUCCUUUAUGCAGUUACAUAGAAAGGUGGUCAUCACUUUCCAGAUGCUCCUCACUGCAGAACGACAAUUCCAGUAUGUGAAAUCAGAUCUCGUCAAUUUCCAUUGAUCUCUAUUUGGAACAACCAAGAAUUGGCUAAUUUAACACAUUUUUGGAGACUGAUCUAGCUAAUCAACUUGGCUAAAAAUACCCCAGUUAACACCAACAGACAGACUCAUCCACAGAUCCACAUAAUGCCUGAUACCUUUUGUGCACUUAUCUGGCCACAAGCUUCAGAAUCUUUAAGGUUGCAAUCUGAUUGGCUCCCCAUACUUUUAUAUGCUGUAUACGUGCUUCCGUACACCAGUUUCUGACAGGAAACUUUCACAAACAUGUAAACAUUGAAAUGGUAGUUCAUAUUCUUGGAUAAAGAUUAAGGUACUUGAUUGAAAAGAAAUGUUGCAGCAUCGCAUCUUUAAGAGCUUAGUGACUAAAAGCAGCAGACUCUCCAGUGACAGGUAAACAUAUGUUACUCAAGCCUGCGAACAGGUAACUUGCUGAUUCAAGUUUCUAGCUAAAUUAACCAUAACUAUGUGACAUCCAAGUCCCCCAACUAGCCAACAUUUGAACUAAACACUAUUUAUGGAUGAAUAGCCUCUCUAAUGUUAGACACUAGCAAGUUAUCUAGCAAUGCUAACUACCAAGCAUGCUUGCUAGCAUUAAGGUAGCCAUUUUGUAGUCUAUGAAUAGAAAUUUCAGGAUUUCUAGUUAACAUUACCCUCUAAUAUGAGUGUGUUAUUAUUUUAUUUUGAUUGUUGGAAGAAAUGGGGUUGGCAGGUAUCAGAUUCCUUUCAGUUUAGUACUGUUCCUUUAACAGAUAUUUACUAGAAACUGGAUAGAGUUUGUUUCUCUGAUGCUUAAGUAAGCGAUAUGAAUAGAAUUAAGAGUCAGUAUUGUUGUUGACUGAUUGAGACAUAAACCCUCUAUGGAUUGGACUAGUUUUAUAUGGUGAGGUGGAGUAAUGUAAUUAUUACUGAAGUAUUAAUAGAUUUUAGCCCUGCCCAAUAUUCUAAUAUUUUGAGAUACUGGAUUUUUGAUUUCCAUGAGCUGUAAGCCGUAAGCCGUAAUCAUCAAGAUUAAAACCAAAAAGGCUUGAUAUAUUUAAAUUUAUGUUUAAUGAAUCUCAAAUAUAUGGAAGUUUCACUUUUUGAAUUAAAUUACAGAAAAAAAAAACCUUUCCCCGAUAUUCGAAUUUUUUGAGAUGCACCCGUAUAUGGAAAAAGAGGGUUUGCGCUGUUUCUUCAGUAUAAACUCCAGGAAGCAUUUUUAUUAUCAUUUCAAAAAUGAAACCAAGUAUUAGCCUACUUUUGAAUGCAAAACAAUAAAAUAUGGAUGAAUUUUCUAAAGUGAUACUUCUGGGUUUCAGGUAACUGAGUUCCUAGUACAGGUCUGGCCAACAUACAUAUUAAGGGCAUGUGACUAAUAAUCCAGCUUUCUCCAAACUAUGUAGCUUUUCUUGGAGUGUUAAAGUGCACUCACUGGACCUCUGCAGCAAUGACCAUCUCACACUUUCUCGUAGACAGUGGAGGUAAGGGGACACAUGAUGCACUUGUUUUGGGACUUUGUGAUUGAUUGUUUCAACUCUCCAAAGAUUAAAUGUAGUUGUCGAAGUAUGGUACAAUUGAAUCUUCAUCUCAUCCUAACGUUGGUAAAUCAUGUGACUUGUUUUGUGGACAUGGAGUUCAGCAGACGUAAUUAUUGGCAACUUGCUUUCAUACAUAUUUUGACAACUGCGAUUCAUAUUUGGACUGUUGAAGUAUUUCUCACUAACGGGGGGGUGCAUGUUAUGCAUUUGGGAACCCCAUGUCUUAGCUCUUACUUAAAGUAUGUGGACGUGUGAGCAUGGGCGGACAUGCGCUUUUGUGUUCUCAAAUAUAAUUUAAUUGUAAAAAGGGUUCCUGCUCUCAGGCUUCAGUUUCAGUCAGCCAAGGGGUUUUAGGUUGUACAAGCAAUAUUUAAUGGACUGUUGUUUUUAUUUUGCUGUUUGGAAAAAGUGGAGAGCAUGGACUACGUCCACUUUUGUUUCUCCUGAGUGAGAGUACACAUAUAUAUUGAUUGUGUAACAACAUUAAAUUAUUUAUCCAAACA
Messenger RNA from Ictalurus punctatus (channel catfish), 8330 nucleotides. RefSeq names its product E3 ubiquitin-protein ligase RNF123. NCBI's taxonomy places the organism in Eukaryota, Metazoa, Chordata, Actinopteri, Siluriformes, Ictaluridae. The record is from RefSeq and is a predicted model, not a curated record. Gene Ontology annotation, cellular component: cytoplasm. Gene Ontology annotation, molecular function: ubiquitin-protein transferase activity; protein binding. The coding region runs from base 475 to 4371 and encodes 1298 amino acids. The transcript has 39 exons.